This is a messenger RNA of Prorocentrum cordatum, 1125 nucleotides long. Lineage: Eukaryota; Dinophyceae; Prorocentrales; Prorocentraceae. The record is from the annotation of a GenBank genome assembly.
AUGGAGUGCAGCAUUGCAGUUCCUCCGCGAAGGAAUUCAGUUAGGUGUGAAACUUUUCCCAGGGCACUACGUUGCGACGAUUGGCGCGUGCGGAAAAGGUGGGCAAUGGCAGCGGGCGUUGGUGCUGGUCAGCGAGAUGUGGGAGACGAAGCUGAAGCCCGACGUCAUCAGCUACAGCGCUGGGAUCAGCGCGUGCGAGAAAGGAGCGAUGUGGCAGCGGGCUUUGGCGCUGCUCAGCGAGAUGUGGGAGGAGAAUGUGGAGCCCGACUCGUCUACAGCGCUGGGAUCAGCGCAUGCGAGAAGGGUGGGCAGUGGCAACAGGCUUUGGCGCUGAUGAGCGAUAUGCGGGAGGCGAAGCUGGAGCCCGACGUCAUCGUCUGCAGCGCUGGGAUCAGCGCGUGCGAGAAGGGUGGGCAGUGGGAGCGGGCUCUGGCGCUGCUGAGCGAGAUGCGGGAGGCGAAGGUGGAGCCCGUCAGCCCUGGUCAGUUACAACGCUGGAAUCAGCGCGUGCGAAAAUGGCGGACAGUGGCAACGGGCGUUAGCGCUGCUGCGCGAGAUGUGUGGUUCGAAGGUGGAGCCCGACGUCAUCAUCUGCAGUGCUGGCAUCAGCGCCUGCGCGAAGGGCGCGGAGUGGCAACAGGCUGUGGCGCCGCUGCUCAGAGGGAUGCGUGGCUCGGAGGUGAAGCCCGACCCCUAAUCAGCUACGCCGCUGCGAUCAGCGCGUGCGAGAAGAGCGAGGAAUGGCAGCAGGCUCUGGCGCUGCUCAUCGAGAUGUGGGAGGCGAAGCUGGAGCUCAACGUCAUACACCCUACAACGCUGGGAUCAGCGCUUGCGAGAAGGGCGGGCAGUGGCAGCCGGCUUCGGCGCUGCUCAGCGAGAUGCGGGAGGCGAGGUUGGAGCCCGACGUCAUCUCUACUACAAUGCAGGGCACCGCGCGUGCGGGACGGGUCUUGGCUGGAUUGGCGCAGUCGGCGCCCUGGCGGCCCCACGACGGCUCUGAGACGCUCCCGAGGCCACCUCGACGGCCCAGAGAAGGCUCGGAGGCGCUCCCGAGGCCACCCCGGGAGCCCCAGAGGCCUCCAAGGCAGGCCAGCAUGCUCCAGGGGGCUUGAUGUGGAAUGGUAA